GCUGCCAGUGCAUUCUUGUUUAAUGCCGUACUACAUGCGUCUCCUGGAAGAUUACCUGCCAUUGCACAACGACCCAUUAGACGAACGGCGCCCGAUGCAGCCGAGUGCGGCUGGAAUGCACAGCUAUCGUCUGAACAUGAUCAUGAAGGUCGCGCUCGAGCUCUUCCCGGACAUCAUGCCGAGCUGCGGUAUAUGCCUAUUCUCGUAAGACGCAAUGUUCGUGCUGAGUUGACGCUGCGCUAUCAACCUUGACAGGAGUACUUAAGGAUGGACAACAUCUCGCUCAAUAACCAUCUCUUUCCUCUUCGAUUCUCUCUUUGACUCCGAGACUACUUCCUCAACCUUGACUCUUCAUCACGAUGCAACGUGUCUUGCUUUCUGGACUGGCCUUGGUGUCUGCAAGUUCCGUCUUUGCUUCCCGAUUCUUGUACGGAGAUUACCCAGUCGUCGCUCUCUCCUAUGGUGUCUUCGAGGGAUUCACCUCAGGCAAUGUCUCCUCGUUCCUGGGUAUUCCGUAUGCAGACCCUCCCGUCGGCGACCUUCGCUUCAGACCUGCACGCCCGCCGAAGCCAUGGAUCGGCGUCCGGAAUGCUACCGCCUAUGGUGCAGCUUGCCUGCAACAGGGUACCAUUGGUAGUUCACAAGCUGGACAACUUCCGUUCGCUCUACCACCGUUUACGUAUCCCAUCGCGAACGUUACUCCUAUCAUCAAUGAGUCGGAGGACUGUUUGUUUGUCAACGUUCUUACGCCUGCGUCAGCGCAGCAAGAUCACGGACUUCCUGUUUUGAUGUGGUUUUUUGGAGGCGGUUACGAGACAGGAGACUCCUCUUCGUACCCGGGCGCACCAAUCGUAGAGCGUUCUCUCGUCCUGAAUGAGCCAGUGGUCUUUGUCUCGGUCAACUACCGUCUGAAUGCCUUAGGAUUUUUGGCGAGCGCGGAGGUCCAGGAAGCAGGUGCAACGAACCUUGGGCUGCGCGAUCAACAACUGGCAAUGGAGUGGGUUCAUGAGCAUAUCUCCGCCUUCGGCGGUGAUCCUGACAAAGUCAUCAUCUGGGGAGAGAGUGCCGGAUCGGAGUCCACAGGCUAUCACUUACUCAUGCACAACGGGUCUACUCGUGGCCUCUUCCGCGGCGCUGUCAUGGAAUCGGGAUCUCCGCAUGCCAUCUCGAACGUCUCAGACGGGCAAGUCUACUAUGACGAAUUGGUGCAGUCCACGAAUUGUACUGGCGCAGCAGACACCCUGGAGUGUCUCCGACAUGCGCCCUUGGAAGCGUUGUGGGCUGCGGUCAAUGCUACGCCGAGUAUCACUUCCUACCAGAGUAACAACCUUGCUUGGCAGCCUCGCAUUGACGGCAACAUCAUUCCGUACAACCCUUCACGCAUGAUCGAGGACGGUGUCAUUGCAAAGGUGCCCAUUAUUGCAGGGGAUUGCGAGGAUGAGGGUACGAUUUUCGCACUUACGAGUUUGAAUGUCACGACGGACGACGAGUUCCGUCAAUACAUACAAGUGAACUAUUUAUUCAACCUUUCGGAUAGCGAUAUCGAUGAGGUUGCUCAAGCAUACCCGGCUGAUCCAAGCUUGGGCUCUCCGUUCGGAACAGGUUCCAUGUACAACAUCACCCCUCAGUAUAAGCGCAUGGCGGCUUUCAUAGGCGACGUCAUCUUCCAGGCGCCACGGCGGUUCCUUCUGAAGCAUGCAUCAAAAACUCAGAAUGCAUGGGCUUUCCGCUUCAAGAGGAAUGAUGACCCCUACACUGGCGUAUAUCACACCGCCGACAUCCCGGAGUUCUUCACAGACAUCGACUAUAUAGGGACGGAUGCACUGAUCUACUUCGCCCACUACCUCAACCCAAAUGCACCUAGUAAUGUUGCAUCGAACGUCAGCUACUUGUCAAACAUCACGUGGCCGCUGUGGAACUCGUCCAUGGACGCUCCUCCCUUGCUGACAUUCGUCGACCCCGUACCUUCGGUCAACAUCACGGAGGAUACCUAUCGUUUGAACCAAACGGACUUGUUAACUCAGCUCUUUUUACAGGUAUCGUAAGGUACUCUUUGUCAGUAACUUUUCAGACGCCUAAGUACUUAAAUCGUUUUAACGACAUCCCACUCUGUCCACUCCCUGCAAUGAUAUGUAUGCGGAACAUUGACGAUGUAUGACGUUCAAUUGCUUGAGCCGACAUUUUUUAUAU
Rhodofomes roseus is the source of this 2190-nucleotide messenger RNA. Its product is annotated as sterol esterase. NCBI's taxonomy places the organism in Eukaryota, Fungi, Basidiomycota, Agaricomycetes, Polyporales, Fomitopsidaceae. The record is from RefSeq and is a predicted model, not a curated record. Bases 360 to 2045 code for a protein of 561 amino acids. The transcript is spliced from 16 exons.